Helianthus annuus (common sunflower) is the source of this 1893-nucleotide messenger RNA. RefSeq names its product ankyrin repeat-containing protein ITN1-like. NCBI's taxonomy places the organism in Eukaryota, Viridiplantae, Streptophyta, Magnoliopsida, Asterales, Asteraceae. The record is from RefSeq and is a predicted model, not a curated record. The transcript has 5 exons. The coding region runs from base 544 to 1863 and encodes 439 amino acids.
CAUUCAUUCAAACAUUCAUAAUAUCGCUUGCUUGCUCAAUCCCCUUGAUCUGAAGCAGAGGUAUUAUCGAUUGCACUCAUCUUGUGUAGUCAUGACAUCAAGCCAACACCCAAUCAACAUACAGGGUGCUUCAAGCUCGUUGACACAACCACCACCGCCGCCAAAGCUACCUUGUUUUGAUCUAGUUUAUGGACCUGGAGAUGACUACGCCAGAAUCGGUUUCCCACUGUACGAGGCAUCCAGGAGAUGCGACUGGAAAGAGGCAAAGGCCAUUCUUUAUGACUACCCGCAUUUGGUAAGGUACAGCAUCACUGGAAAUGGGGAAACACCACUUCAUAUUGCAGCCUCUGUAAAAAUAAGAAGCAAACAGGUGGAGCAAUUUGUGAAAAAUUUGUUGGAUAUGAUGAGCAAGGAUGACUUGGAACUACAAAACCAAAAUCAUGACACUGCUUUCUGUCAAGCAGCUGCUACCAGAAACAUUAAAACAGUUAUGAUUAUGUUGGAAAAGAAUAGGAACUUGGCGACAAUCGCUGGUGGGGAAAGAUGAUGCCACUGUAUGCAGCUGCCAUGAAUAAAAAUUAUGAAGUGGUGAAGUAUCUGUAUGAAUGUUCAAACGACUUGCGUGAUGAUGGUUGGACAACUCAAAAGCGUGGUUGGCUUCUUAAGAAAUGCGUGGAGGGCGAUAUGUUCGAUGUGGCCCUGAGGAUAGUGAAAAUAUAUCCACGACUUGAAAGUGGGGAAGUGCUUAAACUCUUGGCUCUAAAGCCUGAAGCGUUCUCUGAAACGAAAUCAAAUAAAAUCAAAAGAAACAUAAAUUCAGUUUUUUCAUUAAUUGGUUUAACAUUUGGAGCUUAUGAAAAGGAAAGUAAAGCAUUGCAAGUACUAAAAAUCAUUUGGGAGGAUAUAGCCAAAAGGCCUAGGAAUGAAAUUGAUAGCAUUCUAAGAGGUUUGGAUGAUCCGGUUGUUGAUUCAGAUAGUUCAGCUGAUUCACAAAGAGGUAAAAACUCACAUACAAGACACUACUCUUCCCAAGUAAUGUUUAUUGCUACAGAAAAGGGCAAUACUACGUUUUUAGCUGAGCUCAUCCGUCGAUAUCCUGAUCUGAUAUGCAAGGUAAAUGAUAACAAUAUGAGUAUAUUCCAUAUUGCUGUCAAAUACCGUCAUGAGGGUAUCCACAAUCUGUUGAACCAGAUAGGCUCAAUGAAGGAUUUCAUAACUACUCGUAUAGAUGGUGAUGGUAAUAAUAUGUUGCACUUGGCUGGAAUGAGUACCACGAAAGAGCGACUUGCUGAUGUGUCCGGAGCCGCUUUACAAAUGCAAAGAGAAUUAUUAUGGUUUAAGGAAGUAAGUGAGGCGGUCCCCUUUUAUUAUAAGGAACAAAAGAACAAUAAGGGUUUAACACCACGUGAGUUAUUCUCAAAGGAACACGAAGAACUUAUUAAAGAAGGUGAGAAGUGGCUGAAAGAUACUGCAAGUCAUUGUAUGGUUGUUGCAACGCUUAUUGCCACGAUGGUGUUCGCAGCUGCUUUUACAAUUCCAGGAGGAUAUAAUCAAACUGAUGGUAUUCCAGUAUUUUAUCGAAAACCAAUCUUUAUUGCCUUUGUAGUGUCAGAUGCCAUGUCCUUAUUCUUAUCAUCAACAUCCAUACUCACAUUUUUAUCAAUCCUCACAUCUCGUUUUGCCGCACGUGAUUUUGUGAAAACAUUACCCAUAAAGUUGAUGUUAGGUAUAACAACUCUUUUCCUCUCUAUAACAGCCAUGAUGAUAAGUUUUAGCGUCAGCUUCUUUAUACUAUACAAUAAAGAAAUGAAAUGGGUACCUAUCUUGCUUAGUUUCACACCCCCAAAAUCCACCCGCGGAUAACACCCGCUUCGGGGGCGUGACUGACCAGGA